AUUAUUAUUUAUUUAAAUAAUAUCCACUUCUCUCUCACUCCUCUCUCAGGCCCACCUAUCUCCGAUCGGCGCUCACCGCCACCCAUCCACGACCGGCGCCCAGCCGCCGCCUCCUCCGUUCCCCUCUGCUCUCCUCUUUCGCUGCUCCCUUAUCCGACCAACGAACGCGGCGCAGCCGGCUUCUCCUCUUUCUCUCCCCUCGCCUGCUCCUUUCCUCUUCUCCGGCGGGAAACAACAACAAGCAGCAACCGCGAGAGAAGCAGCCAGCGAGGAAUAGGAAGCGCCUCCCUCUCCCCUCCUUUACUCUCCUCCUUCUGCUUCGGCGAAACAACAACAGCGACACCAAACGCUGCUCCAACCAGCGAAGCAGCACACUCUGGUCAAUUACAACAGCAACCUUGGAUACCAACAGACUUUUCGGAAAUCGUAAAGCUCGAGGCAACUGAGGAAGCUCAACAUCUAAAAAAGUUGAUACAGGAGUAUACUGCUUCUUUCAUCAAAAUAGGAGAUAAGAUAUUCCAGGGGCAAACCUGUCAUUUCCCCUUGUGGUUAUCCAAAAAGGUAUCACCUUUGCUUCCCUUCUUCAGUUGCGCGUGUUUUUGACUUCGAUUGGUGAGGAUGCUCCUUCAAUUCUAUGGCAAAACAACACAUUAACUAUGUGCUCUCUGAAAUCAACUUUUCCGAGGUUCUCUUUUGCGAACGAACAUAAAGGUAUGCCUUCUGUCUUUGCUGUGUUGAGUUUUCUCCGUUGAGUUUUCUUGUUCUAAUGCAUCUUUCCGUCUGUUCAAUGUUGUAUUUUUUACUUUAAAUUGUUACCUUCGAUUUAAACCUAAUGUUAUUUCGAAUUGGGGAAAAUUUAUUAUUGUAACCAUCCUAGGGUUAUAGCUGCAAGGGGCUUUUCAAAUUAUUGUAUACUUCACAUUUGAGUGUGGGUUAUAGCUGCAAGGGGCUUUUCAAAUUAUUGUGUACUUCACAUUUGAGUGUGGUGGGUUUAAAUUUGAAAAUAUUUCUGUCUCAUGCUUCGAUUUUCAAUGAAAGAUUUAGCUUGCUUCUGCUUAUAAUUUUGAGUUAUUUCGUGAUCAGGUACUAAAAGAUCAACCAAAAGACUGAUAUUCUUACUUCUGAUGAAUUUUACUUCUAUGUUUAACGGAAAUAGAUGAAAAAAAUAACAAUUUCAAAAAAAAUACCUUCCGUUUAAACCUAAUGUCAUUUCGAGUUGGGGAAAAUUUGUUACUGAAACCAUCCUAAGGUCACAGCUGCAAUGGGUUUUACAGCUUCAACUUGAAACUACAUAGAGGGUACGUGUAGUAAUGAAAAGAGGUUCGUUGUGGAGUUCAAGAAGUUUUGCUCUUAGUAGGUUGUUGUUAUUUUAGGUGACGAUAUCAUUUUGAGUUAGUUUUUCUGCAUUGUAAUUGCAUUCAAUAAACUACUCUCGGGUUCUCUCUGUUUUCUAUUUUCUACUUCGCUGUUACUCUUAUUGGUCUACUAGGACUCUGAGUCUCCGACAUUAAUUGACCUGUCCAGCGUUAUCCAAAAGAACAUAAAAAACAUUACUAUUUCUCUUACAAUACAUAGAUGGUGAUAGUUCAGGUAGGAGAAGAAAAAGAGGACAGCCAAUCGUUCACAUAUUAAACUCACAACAGAGGUAUUAAAAAUGAUACAUGGAUGAUGAUAGUUCAGGUAGGAAAAGAAAAAGAGAGCAACCAACUAUUUACGUGUUAAACUCGCGAAGAGUUGUUAAAUAUGAUACAUGGAUGGUGAUAGUUCAGGUAGGAAAAGAAAAGGAGAACAACCAACUGUUCUCACGUGUUAAACUCACGAAAGUGUUAUAAAAAAUGAUACUUUACAUUACUAUCUUCUUUUCAGUCGAGAAAAAAAUCAUUAAUUGCAUCUGUAGGAUUUUAGAGCUCACAUUUUUCCAGCUAAGGAAACAAAGGAUACACUCUUCACUGGCAAAUGUAAGUUCCUCCAUUUCUGUGUUCUACAUAUUUACUUAUAUUAAUAUAAUAAUAUAAUGUUCUGUUCUUUAUUUUAUCGAAAUAACUAUUUGUGCCUGGACCCUAACUGGACGUUAAGAUUUUACCAUGAAUAAAAGAAUUUUACUGAAUAUAUUUGCUACCAGAUGUCUGACACCAAACACAAAAUGAAUGCACUCUUAAAUGCCCAAACAAGUGCUGCCAAAAAAGAAGCCAAAAAUCUUAGAAGUCGAAUUGCUUACCAACAAAUGCCGCCUGAAAAGAAGACCGCUCUUCUAGCAUGAUGCAACACAGCAUAUUCUGCUCGAACGCGUGCUCUUUCCAAAAACUUCCUGUUGUCCAUUUUAAACAGCUUGACUCUGACUGUCAAACUAUAACUUCACUGCAACCUAUUAUGUUCCCUCAAAAUAAACCUUCCGCUGCUACCUCGCAGGCUCAAUCAAUUCAAUGUGACAGUGUCUAUGAAAUAGGUGUUACCGAUUAAAGUUACUCACUAAUAAUAAUUGAACAAUUGCCUUACACGUAUUUGUUCUUAUCCCUAAUCGUUUCACCUGGAAUACACCAUUUGAUUCCCAUUUUAGGCAUCAAACAAUGAAAAAGCCAACAGAAUAUACCACAUAAUUCCCAUACACCUACUAAAUUCGGCCCUUGAUUUUACAUUUCGACUGCCAAAACAAAAUGGCAACGGAAUAUACCAUAAUUUAAACUCACCUAAACUAAGCCUCAGUGUAUCUCCGUUCUGGAAAACCAGAUAAGAGAAGAAGAAUCCUAAAGGAAAAUGGAUGAUGGCCUUCUUAAUGCAGAAACUUCCUUGAAGUUAGUAGAGGAAACGAUUGUUGAGAAACAUACUCUUAGAAUAGAGAAAAUUCAAAUUGUACUACAUUUUACUAAAACAGAGGAUAAAGGAUGAGAUUGAAUGCCAUUUUGUUUUAUUUUCUUUGCUGAGUCAUUGCUGAAUAUUAAUUACAUAUGUAGGCAUCAUCAUAAAUAGAAUUUCCAUAUCCAAUACAAUGUUUUAACCCUUAGAAGUGAAGACAUCAUCUAUUAUCUUAAGAGCCCAAUAUAUAGGACAUCAAAAUUUGAUUAUCGAACAGUCUUGUAAGAAGAACCUUUAUUUUCCCAGCAUUUGUUUUUUACACCAUCAUUAAUAAGCUAAUCCAAUAUAAAACAUUAGGAAAAGGAAAGGAAUAAUCUUUUGGUGAAAUUAACUAGGUUUGUCUUUCUCUUAGCAAAUCAUUUUUUUGGACAAUCGUGAUUAAAGUUGAAUUGAAUUGGAUUAAGAUUUGAUAUUGAAUUGUGUUUGUGAGUUGAAUUUAAUUUUACUUGAGAUUGAUGCUAUGAUUGAUUGUGUUCACUAUACAAAAACUCAUCCAGACGAUUGUGAAGUAAAUGAUGUUCAUAAUAAUUGUUUGGUACUAAGAAAUCAUUAUUCUGCGAUUGUUUCUAAUUUCUAUUUUAAGUAUAUUGUUUGGUUUUAAGUCUUUAUGGCUGGAAAAUGCUGUGGAACACUGGGACCCUAAUUCCUGUGUCUGCUUUUUCUAUUAAACACAUUUGAGUUUUUAUAUCAAUCUGAAGUUGGUGUAUUAUCUUAUUGUUGAAUAUUCCAGGAAAAGAAAUGUCUCUGCUUACAAUGAUGGAGCUUAAAUUUGGUUACUGAUAAACCAAAUUGGAGAAGCUAUCAUGACAAUUCUUGAAGAAGUUCUUGUAUCACAUGCAAUGGCUGAGUUCUGAAAUUUCUGCACUGCUCAUUUGAAGGUAUGCUAAAAAGGUCGAAACUUUCGAUUCACAUACGUGAAGAGCUAGGAUCUCUGAAUAGGAACCCUACAUUUGCAUUUUGUACUUGUGUGACUGAUGACAAGUGUGAUAAUGCUAAAGCAAGAGGCGAUGGGUCGGAGUCUGAGAAUGAAUGGGAAAGAUUGCUUAAGCCUUUUGACUUCAAACAACUCCAAAGAUCACUCAAUAAAAUUACCCCGUAUCAGCUCAAUAAAUUAUUGGCACUCCCUUUGGAUGUACCAACAUCGAUGGAGCUAUUCCAGUGGGCCGGUAGCCAAACAAGCUAUUGCCACUCAUUUGAUGUCUACUUUACUUUAAUUGAUAAACUUGGGGCCGCCAAGGAAUUUAAGAUUAUAGAUAGAUUGUUAUUACGGAUGAAAGAUGAAGGGACAGUUUUCAAAGAGUCCCUCUUUAUUAUGAUAAUGAGGCAUUAUGGAAGAGCUGGUUUACCAGGGCAAGCAACUAGAAUACUUUUGGAUAUGUGGAAUACUUUCUCUUGUGAACCCACUUUCAAGUCAUACAAUCAAGCGUUGGAUAUUCUGUUAGCCGGAAAUUGUCCCAAAGUUGCUCCAAAUGUAUUUUAUGAAAUGUUGGGGAAAGGUAUUUCUCCUUCUGUAUUCACUUUUGCUCGGGUGAUACAAGCAUUAUGUAUAGUCAAUGAGGUAGACUCUGCUUGUUCACUUCUCAGAGACAUGACAAAACAUGGGUGUGUACCAAAUUCAGUGAUUUACCAGAUUCUUAUUCAUGCUCUUUCAAAGUCUAAUCGAGUAAAUGAUGCGUUAAAACUUUUGGAGGAGAUGUUUCUUAUGGGUUGCAUGCCCGACGUCAAUACUUUCAAUGACAUUAUCCAUGGGCUUUGCCGAGCUGAUAGGAUUCAUGAGGCUGCAAAACUGGUUGAUCGGAUGCUUCUUCGAGGUUUCACCCCCGAUGCUAUAACUUAUGGCAUUCUGAUGCAUGCUUUAUGUCGAACAGGGCGAGUUGAUGAAGCAAAGGUUCUUCUCAACAAAGCACCUGAACAGAAUAAUGUCCUCUUCAAUACGUUGAUCAAUGGUUAUGUGACUAAUGGCCGAGUUGAUGAAGCAAAAACCAUUCUGAAUGAGAACAUGUUGAUUAAAGGUUAUCAACCAGAUGUUUAUACAUACAACAUUCUAAUUCGAGGUCUUUGCAAGAAAGGAAUUUUGUCUUCGGCUCAUGAAGCUGUAAGCGAAAUGUCAUCCCAAGGUAUCCAGCCCAAUGCAAUUACGUACACAACCUUGAUUGAUGGCUUCUCAAAGGCUGGCCGCCUACAGGAAGCUUAUGACCUUGUUACUGAGAUGUCAGCAAAAAGUCUCAGCCUAAAUAUAAUGGGUUAUAACUCUCUUAUAUCAGCUCUGAGUAAACAAGGAAUGAUCCAACAGGCAUUAGAAAUUUUUGGUGAUAUGUCAAACAACGGAUGUAAACCAGACAUUUUUACAUUCAAUGCUUUGAUUUUAGGCUUUUGCAAGAUUGACAAGAUGGAUGAAGCUUUGGGGAUAUACCGGGAUAUGUUCCAGGAAGGAGUUAUUGUUAAUACAGUCACCUACAACACAUUGAUUCAUGCUUUCUUGAGGAAAGGUAAAACCCAAGAGGCGCUUAAGCUUGUAAAUGAUAUGUUAUUCAGAGGAUGUCCCCUUGAUGAGAUCACAUACAAUGGCCUCAUAAAAGCACUUUGCAAUGAUGGAGCAGUUGAGAGAGCAUUAGGGCUUUUUGAAGAGAUGAUGAGAAAAGGAUCAAAACCUAAUCAUGUAACGUGCAACAUCUUGAUCAACGGCUUUUGCAGAAUAGGUAAGGUUCAAAAUGCCCUUGAGUUUCUGAGAGACCUGAUACAACGUGGAUUGACACCUGAUAUAGUCACAUAUAACAGUCUAAUAAAUGGCCUUUGUAACAAUGGUCGAAUUCGAGAAGCUCAGAACCUCUUUGAAAAAUUAGAACUUGAAGGAGUUUGUCCUGAUACUAUCACUUAUAACACCUUGAUUUCUUCCUAUUGUAAAAUGCGCAUGCUUGAUGAUGCUUAUACCCUGUUUACUAGAGGUAUAGCUGUUGGUUUCAUUCCCAAUAGUGUCACAUGGUACAUAUUAGUUAGAAAUUUUGUUCGAAAGAGUUAUGAGUCAGUUACUACUUUGACUUAGGUAAGUCAAUUUGAACAAGAACCGGCAUUUCUUAACAUGAUUAUUUUCAUGCUGUUCUUCUUAUUUUUAUUGUUCUUUUGUUGUCCGUUCGAAAGAACAGACAACAUCUUGUGAUCGAGUGUCUUUCUUUUUCCUUAA
Molecule: messenger RNA, 6034 nt
Organism: Solanum lycopersicum (tomato)
Lineage: Eukaryota; Viridiplantae; Streptophyta; Magnoliopsida; Solanales; Solanaceae
Source: RefSeq, a predicted model, not a curated record